CCUUUGAUGGAGCUCGCAGCUUCAGUGUUAAAUAACACCCGCUCCCAACAGCUGAGUGGGGGCAGGACUCAUUCCAGAACUAUUAAUAAAGCCCCUAUUUAUACUCCAGGUUCCUGUGAACGGUGCAGCAGAAAGCUACAGCUGCAGAGCUAAAAUGGAAUAAAUGUCAGCCUCCGAGGAAAAGUACCAUCCUGUGGAAAAGGAGACAGCCAAAGGACAGCACAGGGGCAGGUUUCAGACCUGAGGAAGCAGAGAGCGAGUGGCAGCACCCUGAGCUCACAGGCAGUGGGCAGAGCCAGCCAGUCACCUCCCUGCAGCCGCAGGUCUGUGCAGAGAGCUGCCAGAGAUGCAGCGUCAGAGGCGGCUCCCGCUGCUGCCGGCAGAGACCGGCGGGGUUUGAGCUGCCACUCCACCGAGCCGGGACCAGGUGUGACUCAGGGCAAAGAGUCAGAACGGACGUGUGAGGAAGCUUGGAGUGCACUGCCUGGUGGACUGGAAGGAUGAUGGAGAGCACGGGGGGGCCGUAUCUGAACACAGCCGCGGUGACUUCCCCGGUAGGAAUAGCUCGGCUGCUGCAGAUGACCUUUGGGUGCACCACCUUCAGCCUGGUCGCCCACCAAGGGGGGUUCAGUGCCGCCUACGGCACCUUCUGCAUGUUUGUCUGGACCUUCUGCUUCGCCAUCACCGUGUUCAUCAUCGCCUGCGAGUUCACACACCUGCACAGCUGCCUGAGCCUCUCCUGGGGGAACUUCACCGCUGCCUUUGCUAUGCUGGCCACGCUCAUGUCCGUCACGGCUGCAGUGAUCUACCCUCUCUACUUCGUGCAGGUGGGCUGCUACCCCAUCGGCUGCGAGGUGAGGGAUUUCCGCAUCGCAGCCAGCGUCUUCGCCGGCCUCCUGUUUGUCACCUACGCCGCCGAGGUGUUCUUAACCAGGGCAAAACCAGGACAGGUCACCAGCUACAUGGCCACCAUCUCUGGGCUCUUGAAAAUCGUUCAGGCCUUUGUGGCCUGCAUCAUCUUUGGGGCACUGGUGAAUGACAGCCAGUAUGGCAAAUACGUGGCGACGCAGUGGUGUGUGGCUGUCUACAGCUUUUGCUUUGUGGUGACAGUGGUGGUGGUGGCCUUCAGUGUCACAGGUAAGACUGCCUUGCUGUGGUUCCCUUUUGAGCGUUCUGUGGUCAUCUACACCUUUGGGGCAGUGCUGCUCUAUGCGAGUGCUGCAGUCAUCUGGCCAGUGUUCUGCUUUGACAGCAAGUACGGCUCCCCACGACGCCCUGGCCUCUGUGCCAAGGGCAAGUGCCCCUGGGACAGCCAGCUGGUGAUUGCCAUCUUCACCUAUGUCAACCUGCUGCUCUAUGUCUUGGACCUGGCGUACUCCCAGCGCAUCCGCUUUGUCUCACACAUCUGAACUGUGGGUAGGCCUCUCAGUGUGCAAAGGUGGGGCGAGGGCAGAGAGCUGCUGGGCAGGCAUGCACACACCACCAUCAGCCAAACUUCAAGUGAGGACUGCCUGCACUAACGAAUUAGUGACCUGGAGCAGGUGGGCUGCAGCUGACGCAGAGCACAGCCCAACUGCCCCACGGUCCUGCCUCAUCUGCCCGGUGCCAGCGCGAAGGAAUGGCACAGCUCCACCUGCAUCUGCAGGCAGCAGGAGGGCUUGUAGCCACAGCACUGGGGCUGCAGGCUACCAGGUUACUGAGCCAAACAUUAGGAAAGACAUCAAGGAUUUUGAAACUGUUAACCAGUGCUUAAGAGUAACCAAGUGACUACUCAGGAAGUGGAAAAGUUAAAAGCUGCAUGAAGGAACACCAGAUCAGGAGAUGAAAAUCAAUCCCUUGGAGUCUGGGUUAGUUUGGACUGUGUUGGAAGACGUGGAAUGCCUGCAAGUGUGGGCAGUUCCAGUCUGAGUGUUUCUGAGAAGAGCAUCAUAGCCAUAACAGUAUUUUGAAGGUUGCCCAUGUUUUCCCUUCCUCUCUUUUGCUGUCUAGCACAGAAAAGGAAUAUCCUCAAGCGCACACCUUGGAGGAGCUUAUUUAAUUUAACACUCCUAUUUAGCAAACACUGAGUCACUACAGAAAUGAAAAUUUAUAAAUUCGGGUUCUACUGCUGAGAAUCAGGUUGCAGAGCAGAGCCAGCCUGCAAAGUAACUGUAUGUGACUGCCAUCCUCACUUGAGCAGAGCAGAAAAUACCUUGGCAUGCGCUCUGUCUUGAUUCACAGGCCACCAUUUCCUCACACUGGGGUCAAGGGGUUUUUUUCUGGAGGCUUGAAGAUAAAUUCUGGGGGCAUGGGAAAGGGGAGGCAUGGUCUCACAGAGCUGCACCAGAGACCAAACCAUGCAGGGAAGGGGCGCGGGCAGGAUGGGACACGACAGAACUUGUACAUGGUACCCCGGAGCAGCUCAGGAUUCCUGAGUGCUCUGCAUCACUGAGGAGCCAAAUCUCCCAGACCCAUCCCUGACAAAAACACCCACUUUAAAGUUCCACACUUCUCAGCUCAGAUUUCAGGCCCCAUAGGAAUGUUCACUUGUUGCAGGGAGAAGCCAGAGUGUCCAAGUGCUUGUGCAGCACAUGCAGACUUGAGUGCUUUGAUUAAAAUCUCCAGUAGCUGCCUGUCAGAAGCAAGAUUUAUUUUUUAACCAAAACAAAAUAAAGCUGAAUGGCAGAUGUAUGCUUACAUCUCCUGA
Passer montanus (Eurasian tree sparrow) is the source of this 2686-nucleotide messenger RNA. RefSeq names its product myeloid associated differentiation marker like 2 (gene MYADML2). NCBI's taxonomy places the organism in Eukaryota, Metazoa, Chordata, Aves, Passeriformes, Passeridae. The record is from RefSeq and is a predicted model, not a curated record. The coding region runs from base 501 to 1409 and encodes 302 amino acids. The transcript has a single exon. Gene Ontology annotation, cellular component: membrane.